Haemonchus placei is the source of this 159-nucleotide messenger RNA. Lineage: Eukaryota; Metazoa; Nematoda; Chromadorea; Rhabditida; Trichostrongylidae. The record is from the annotation of a GenBank genome assembly.
AUGUUCAAUCGAACCGGACUUGCUCCAGCUCCGAAUGUACCGAAUCCACGAAACGCCGGUCGAAAGAAGAGCAAUCCGUUGCCAAUUCCUAUUCUAUCGUAUCGUAUACCGUGUCCCCAAUGCCGCCCUCGCCCAGAACGGGAUUUGGUCGCGAGGUGA